Molecule: messenger RNA, 1098 nt
Organism: Elephantulus edwardii (Cape elephant shrew)
Lineage: Eukaryota; Metazoa; Chordata; Mammalia; Macroscelidea; Macroscelididae
Product: ankyrin repeat domain-containing protein 13C-like
Exons: 6
Coding region: 301-1098 (265 amino acids)
Cellular component (GO): cytoplasm
Molecular function (GO): protein binding
Source: RefSeq, a predicted model, not a curated record
AAGAUGGCUGUGGCCUGGUUUUCGGUGUGAUAUUGGUGGCCGCAGUUACGGGGACUGGGAUCGCGAUCGUGGGCGCUUGAAGCUCUAGCUCCCCCCAGCGAGUGCGCGUUCUUUCGUGCCUAGGUGAGAGCCGGCUCUUCCUCUGGGAGAUGCGUUUGUCCCGGGCUAGGGGACGCUCUGGGUGUUCAUGCUGCGCUGGGGGCUCCUGGCUGCCGCUCUAAUCAUCUUGUGCCGCCGCAGCGCCAGCUCGGUCUCCGGCGGUGAGCCUCCGGGAUCCUCCUCCUGCCCCUGGCGGAGGCGAUGACUGGGGAGAAGAUCCGCUCAUUGCGGAGGGACCACAAGCCCAGCAAAGAAGAGGAGGGGGACCUCCUGGAGCCUGGGGAUGAGGAAGCGACAGCCGCCCUCGGCGGCACCUUCACGGGAGGCAGGAUCGGCAUCGGUGGCAGCGGCAAGGGCGGCAAAGCCUGUCUUAAGAUCUUCAGUAACCAUCACCAUCGAUUGCAGCUGAAAGCAACGCCGGCCUCUUCCAACCCCCCAGGAGCCCCGGCUUUGCCGCUGCACAAUUCCUCGCUGACUAGAACCCCUCAGUCACCGACUGCUCUAGGGGCCACAAGUCCCAUUACUGUUGUCGCAGAUGAAGGUAGUUGUCCUGCACACUACCCAGUGCACGAGUGCGUCUUCAAGGGGGAUGUGAGGAGACUGUCCUCUCUCAUCCGCACUCAUAAUAUCGGGCAGAAAGAUAAUCACGGGAACACUCCUUUACAUCUUGCUGUGAUGUUAGGAAAUAAAGAAUGUGCCCAUUUACUUUUGGCUCACAAUGCUCCUGUAAAAGUGAAAAAUGCUCAGGGAUGGAGUCCUCUGGCAGAAGCCAUCAGCUAUGGAGAUAGACAAAUGAUUACAGCACUUUUAAGGAAACUUAAGCAGCAGUCCAGGGAAAGUGUUGAAGAAAAACGACCUCGAUUAUUAAAAGCCCUGAAAGAGCUAGGUGAUUUUUAUCUAGAACUUCACUGGGAUUUUCAAAGCUGGGUGCCUUUACUUUCCCGAAUUCUGCCUUCUGAUGCAUGUAAAAUAUACAAACAAGGUAUCAAUAUCAGGUAA